AUGCACAUCGUUACUGCAUAUUCAGCCGCGAUAUUUGUGGCAUCUACACUCGCCGCGCUUUUCAAUACUUUAUUGAUCUACCUAUACUAUCGCUGUCCUUUGAAAUACAUAAAGGGCUACAAAUACUUUUUUCUUCUUACUGCUGUUCAGGAUCUAUUAGCAUCGAUAUGCAUACAUCUAACGGCGCCACGUAUAGCUGCUCAGAACUCCUACCUCGUCUAUGUAGCGACAGGACCCAUUUAUACAGAACCAUAUGCAGAUUAUAUAAUGCUAAUUUUCUUUUUAAUGAUGAGCUCAUCAAUAAUUAUACUAACCAAUAGUUUUGCAUAUCGAUACGUGCAGCUUUGUCUACCUAAAUUCUCUUACAUCUAUGACUCUUGGCGGUGGAUAACGGCAAUGAUCGCUGCCAACCUUUUCAUAUUCCUAAAUUUUCUAUUUAUUAUCGCGGGAACCACGGUGCCCAAUGAUACCUUCAAGAAACAAGUGUACGAUGAGGAUCUCUUUGAGCUGGGAAGUUUUACUAAGAAGAGCUUUGUCGGAUUAUCAAUGAAGUACAGCAUCAAUGGUAUCACUAUUCCUGUUCUUGCUGAUUGUGUGGUCAUAAUGUCAUUAAUUUCAAUUUUGGGCGUGUUCUUUGCCAUAAGCAUACAAAGAAAACUACAGCAAGCAUCACUGAGCGAACGAACAAGAAGAUUACAGCAGCAACUAUUUCAAAUGCUACUUCUCCAAGUAGGUCCUUAA
This is a messenger RNA of Cylicocyclus nassatus, 741 nucleotides long. The record is from the annotation of a GenBank genome assembly. Lineage: Eukaryota; Metazoa; Nematoda; Chromadorea; Rhabditida; Strongylidae.